Molecule: messenger RNA, 885 nt
Organism: Adineta steineri
Lineage: Eukaryota; Metazoa; Rotifera; Eurotatoria; Adinetida; Adinetidae
Source: the annotation of a GenBank genome assembly
AUGCUUAUUUCAUCUUCACCAAUAAAUAACGAAGAAAAUAUGAGAACUUCUACUACUGAUCAAGAAUUUCAAAUAUGUACACAAACAGCUGAUAAAUCAUUACAAGGCAAACCAGGAUAUAAUGCUAAUGUUUAUCUAAAUUUAUAUGAUAAAAAUAAUAAACAAUUAGGUGAUUCUAUUCGUCUUGAAAGCUCUAAAAAUCAUAAAAUACCAUUUCAAAAACAUCAUACAGAUAAAUUUAAUAUAACAUUAUCGAAUAUAACUAUCUUUGAUAUUGAUCGAAUUGAUCUUUAUCAUGACGGGCAAAAUGAUGGAUGGUUUUGUGAUUUUGUUGAAUUAAAAAAUCUUCAAACAAAUCAAACAAAAUGUUUUUCUGUUCAUCAAUGGUUAGAUAAAAUAUCUGAUAAUAUGCAUUUUUCAAUGACUAAUUAUCAAACUAUUUCAUGUGAUGAUAAACGAUAUAAUAGAAAUAUUUCGAAUUAUUAUUAUUAUACUGUACGCAUUAAAACGAAUCAAACAAAUUUAUUACUCAAUGAUUUUAUUCAUGUUUCUAUAAAACUUUUUGGUAAAUUUCAUCAAACUGAACAAAUUCAAUUAGAUCAAACUAUUGAUAAUCAACAAGCAUUUCAUCGAAAUAAUUCUAUUGAUACAUUUGAAAUUCGUACAUCUACAAAAUUAAAUUCAAUUGAAAAAAUUGAAUUUUAUUAUGAGUUUCAAAUAAAUUAUGGAAAAAUUUCAUUAGAAUGGAUUGAAAUAACAAAUUUAACAAAUGGAAUUAUUUCUUGUUUUCCAAUCAAUCGUAUAUUAACACAAUUGAAUAAUAAUAAACGAAUACAACAAAUCUUAACUCUUACUGAAUUCAAUAGUAAAUCUUGUUCGAAUUAA